This is a messenger RNA of Caenorhabditis elegans, 3678 nucleotides long. RefSeq names its product Tonsoku-like protein (gene tnsl-1). The transcript has 22 exons. Bases 1 to 3597 code for a protein of 1198 amino acids. Lineage: Eukaryota; Metazoa; Nematoda; Chromadorea; Rhabditida; Rhabditidae. The record is from RefSeq and is marked reviewed.
AUGUCAUCUGUAAAAAACAAAAAAGAAAAAGAAGCUCGAAAAUGUAUGAGAAACGGAAAGUUCAGUGACGCAGUCGACAAGUUUAAUGAAGCAGCUCAUGAGCUCAAGCAAAUUGGAGAUUUGGAAUCUGCAAUUUCUCUUUGUGAAGAAGGUUCAAAACUCGCACGUGAACACCGAAAAUACUUCGAAGGCAGUCUUUGUGAACGUACAUUAAGUGAAAUUUAUGCGGAACUAGGUAACAGAGAAUCAUGUCUUCAACACAUUGUCUCGUUCCGAAAAUUGGCAAAAGAAUGUGGAAGUCGAUCUCAGGAACAACUAUCGUAUCAUGUUGAAGCAUGGUGUCUACAACAAUUAUUUUUGAAUGGAGAAGCUGAACGAACUGAUAUUGAACGAGCAAUUGAAUUGACAAAAAAGGCUAGAGAACUUGUGGAUUUAUACAAAUCAUCGUUUAAAGAAAGUGAGCCUGGUGGAGCACCGAAAGUUCGAAAAGCUCAGCUGUUCACACUGGAAGCUCAGCUACAAAAUCAAAUAGGAAAUAAUGCGAGAGCAAUGCAAUUGUUGGACAAAACUGAAGGAUUAUUAAGAGUAAAUGAUAAAUCUAUGAGAUUCGAGAUGCUCCGUACUAAAUGUAGUAUUGCUCCUGUGAAUCAACGAGUAGAUAUCGCUGAAUUAAUGGACGAUGACGCAUCAGAAGAUAAAAAAGCUCAGACUUUAUGUGAACUUUCUCAUCAAUAUCUCCUUGCAAACCGUCUUGACAAAGCUUACAAGUCGCUCGCAGAAGCUUACUUUUUUCAUGAAGCUAGAUUUCCAGCUCAUGAGCUUGAGGAUACUGUCAAAAGAAUUUGCAUUAUUUAUCGACUGGUGAAGUAUAACAAAAUUCGAAAAAAUCCACAAAUGGAGCCUAAAUUAUCAAAAUGUCAACUCUACGAAGCAAUCGGAGAUCUUUAUGAUCAAUAUUUCCAAACUUUAAUGGCGAAAGAGAAGAAAGAAUAUCGGCAAUUUGUAAGAGACAAUAUUUUGAUGAGUUAUCAGAAAAUGUUAGAAUUCAAACGGAACGACGAAGAUGCUCUUCGUGCAUAUCAGGGAAUGGCUUUGGUUUACAGUGAUUUAGAUGAACAUUCAAAAUCUUUGGAAAUGUUUAAGAAUCUAUUGGAACUUCUCAUGAAAACUGGGGCUACAGAAGAAAAGAUUCUCGAUACUCGAGUUUCAAUAUUCGGUUGUAUGUGCAAGCUAGACUUUACGGAUUUGGAACCAAUGUUUAAUGAACUCAAUGGGAAAAUCCUUCGAUUAGACACCAAACGUGAGCUCUACGAGAAUUGGGCCAACUACUGGUCGGAUAAGCGGAACGAGGAAAACGCGAUAAAAUGGAAACAAGAAACUGAUAAUAUUCCAGAAGUUGUGAUUAAGAAUGAGGAUGAUGAAACUGAUGUCUUAUACUGGAAACUUUCAGAUGAAGAUGUGUUAGAGAGAUGCAAAGAAGAGAAUGAACUACUCAAAUUGGAUCUUCUAACGGAACAUCAGUUGAACAAAACGAAUGAUAAAGGAGAAACAGUUUUACAUCAAGCAGCAAUGAAAUCUGAAAAUGAAGCGGUUAUAGAGCGUCUGUGUAGACGUGGUUGUAAAGUCAAUGCAAAAGAUAAUGGUGGUUGGACACCUCUUUCGGAAGCAGUAGCUCACAAUCAAUACGGAAAUGUUCUAGUAUUGUUACGAUAUGGUGCAGAAGUGAACGCUAGAAGUGCAGAAUCAUUUAUGUCAGAAGAAUCACAAAAUUCUUCGACUGAACUGAACCAUUCUCGAUUGACACCUCUAAUGGAAGCAUGUACCAAUGGAUAUGUAGAUAUUGCUCAGUUAUUGAUUGAUAAUAGAGCAUCAGUUGAUCUACGUGAUAGUGCUGGAUGGACUGCUUAUCAGCAUUUGAAACGAUUCAUUGACGAAAAUGAGUAUACCGAGAGGCAUCUCAAAUUCGCUGAAAAUUUGAAGAUAUUGACUGCAAACUAUAAAGCGCCUGUCAAUAUUCCGCCACCUCAUCCGAUCAACAGAAUUCCACGAAUACAUCAAGAAGAAGAAGACAUUCCUCCUGAUGAUGUUGAGGAUGGAAUGAUUUAUGCAAUGGCUGCGUCGAGAAAACGAAGAAAUUCAAAUAAUUCUGAUAACUCAAGUAAUACGUCAAAAAGGAAACAAAGAAGCGAGGAAAAUAUUAAACCUCCAAACUCUACACCGCCUACAACUGCUCACUCGAAUCGGAAACGUCUUGUACAGCCUUCACUAAUAACGUCCAAACGCGUUCAACGACAAAACUCAUCAUCAUCGUUGACUUCGAAUCCUCGGAAUUCAAUUUCUCCCCGAAGAUCAAUAUCUCCAACUACAACAGUUCGAUCCGCUCCUUCGGUAUUUGGUGGUGACGAUGACUUACAAAUUGUUGGAUUUAAGAAAUUGAAUGGAAGAUCACCUCUACCCCGAAAGAAACCAACACCGACUAUCCGGCCAGUUGUAAUCACUCCCAGGCCUCCAAUCAUUCAGCAGAAGAGUUUAGAUAUCCCGGUCAAAUGCUGUUUCGAAGGAAAUUCUGCUGAGAAAAUUCAACCAGUUAUGCUGUUAUUUCCCCGAACUUUAACAAUCUCUGAAGCAAAAGCUCGUGUUCUAUCCAACAAUACUUCAAUUUCGCAACUCAAAAUUUCACGAGCUUGGAAGCAAGAUGAUGUGGACAAGUGUCUUCUUGGCGAUGAGCUCACUCUGAAUCAUCUUGCUGGAUCCGGUCAAUUAGUUCUGGUAUUUCAACUGACUGCCCCGUCGGCUGAUGAAGUGUAUCAAAAAAUCGUAAAAAAUCAAAUAUCCGAUGUAACCAAUCGUUUGAAACUUUUAUCCACUGAAAGUGAACUUGAUCUUUCUGACCUUUAUCUCAACUCUUUGGAACUAUUAGAUGUGACACGGACAUUAAACAAAUGCGAACGUCCUCAAAACUUUUCAUUGAAUCUAAGUCAUUGUGAUCUAUCAAUUGACGAUGAAGCAAAUCUUCAAUCUGUUAUAGAUGAAUGUAGUGAAUUGGUUUUGGCAAAUACAAUAUCAACAACUAGAUUUUCUGGAAUUUUUGAAAAACCUAAGCCUCUCCUAAAAAAGCUCACUAUUCAAUGUAUCGACUUUCGGGAAGAAUCUCAAAUCAUAAAAGUUUUAAAUCAAUGUUCCAAUAUUGAAUCUUUAAAUCUUUCUGGAAUACGGUUGCUUGCGAAUAAUACUUCGAUUGAUACUAUUAUCCCAUCAGUUUUUAUAGGCAUGUCUCAUCUCAAGAAGUUGGAUUUGAGCUUCAACUCCUCGUGGAUUUCCGAUCAGAUCUGGAUUCUGAUAUUGGGAGAAUUGAAGAAUUUAGAGGAACUUACCAUAAAUGAAACGAAAACAAAAGUGGAGUUUGAGUCUGAUUGGCUUUCGCAUUUGUGCUCAUUUUCUGCUCGUGGAUCAGAUCUUCAUUGGGAUUCUGUAUUUGAAACAUUAUCAGUUAUGGAACGAAUAACUCAUGUAGAUGUUAGUUAUUCUACAGUCGACCCAAGUCUCCCACAAGAACUACACAGCGGAUGUCCCAGAGCCCUUAAUAUUUUGUAUUAGUAUCUCACAAUUAUCUUAUCAAUUAUCGUCAAUACUGUUUAUCACAUUUUGCUGUAAAAUGAAAUGAAUAACCGUACAAUU